Gongylonema pulchrum is the source of this 669-nucleotide messenger RNA. The record is from the annotation of a GenBank genome assembly. Lineage: Eukaryota; Metazoa; Nematoda; Chromadorea; Rhabditida; Gongylonematidae.
AUGAGGUCGGUAAAUAAGAGUCUUUUUCUUAUCACGCUUGAGAUGGAGGAAAAGAGGCAAGAAAACUACAGUUUAUCACUGAUUGUGAAGGAGAAAGACAUCGAGUACCAGGCACGAAGAAUGCUUUUGCUGCGUCGUUUGUUGCUGAGUUAUCCAUUCAAAAAGUCUCUGCUGUUUGACGAAUGUUGCCUGGAUAUUCCUCCACUGUACAGAGCUCAUCUGUGGAGUGCCUUACUGAAUGGUCAUCGCCGUAGUGAAGAGCGUUUCAUCUCGGUGGAUACACUUUCUCCGCAUCUCUCUGAUCGCCAGUUGUUGUAUGAUGAGCUGAUGAUAUCGCCGGCUGCACACCUCAAACUUAAACGUCUUUUAAAAGCUUGGCUUCUCCUGCACAAAGAUUAUGUCUAUUGGCAGGGCCUGGACUCCCUCACCGCACCCUUUCUUGUCCUCAACUUCGACCGCUUGGCACGCGCAUAUUCUUGCUUGGAGUCGUUUAUUAGCCUUUAUCUGCAAGAUUUCUUCCUGAAAGAUAACUCAUCCGUCAUACAAGAGCUUGAUAAUUUGAUUGCCGAACAGGUUUCUGAUGUGGAGUUUGUAAAGCUGUAUAAGCCGGUUUGUGGAUGUGUGCAAAAUAUAAUAUUUGUUCGUUUCAGCAAAGAAUACCUUAUUUGA